GUUUUACCCGGAUGUAGAAUUCUGACAUGGCUGACGCAAACAUCAACAAUCGGGAACCAAAUUUAGAAAACGUGCAAAAUCAAUUACAUAAAACUACACUAAGCAACGCAGAGACAGACGAUCAAUCUGCAAAUGAGGAAGUAGCUGAAAGGGAAAUAACACAGACUGACCAUUUAAACAAGCGACUUCUGGCCGCAUUUCUUAAUCGGAUAAAGGUACAAGGGCCAUCACCCGAACUUCCUCAGGUUGAGCCGGCGGAGAACGAGGAUUGUCCCGAUUGGGAGGAAGCAAGCGAGGAAACAGAGGAAGGCAAGUGAAGCAUGACCGAAAAAGCACUCAUCAUCGUGGGAAUCUCGGGGAUAACAAACAGUGGGAAAACUUCACUGACCAAGAAAAUCAAGGCUCAUUUGCCGGGCUGUCACACAAUUUGCCAGGACACUUACUUCUUGGAACCCCCGGAUCCACGCCUGACCCCGGUUCCAGAACUGGAUCAUUACAAUUUUGAUGAACUGAAUGCUUUAGACAUGAAUACAAUGAUAUCUGAUGUCCAGUCCUGGAUAGAUGCCCACUCCAUUCCACAGGAAUCCGCUCUCGAUGAUCUCUACAUAGACGUUCAAAAUAAUUCCACUCCACAGGAAUCCAUUCCCGGUGAUCUCUACAGUAAUGUACUAAUCCUUGACGGAUUUAGGAUGUUUGCUCUCAGGGAGUUGGAGCAGUACAUGCAGAAGAAAUAUUUUUUGAGAGUUCCCUAUGAAGUUUGUAAAGCAAGGAGAAGAACAAGGCAUUACACUCCGCCGGAUAAACCGGGAUAUUUUGAGAAAAUAGUUUGGCCCGAGUCCAUUACGCACCAAAGAGAAAUUCAGGAUCAAGAUGAUAUAGACAAAAUGUCAUGGCAAAGGCGACAUUACGGGCUAGACCAGUCGUAACUACUUGGCUAUUUCCAUAACCACAAAAGGAAGAGCGCGCGAUCCGAUUGGGGCUAGACAUUAGGGCCGCCAUUACUCAAACCAAACUGUACGUAUGGCGCCAUUUGAUUGGAUGCCUUGGAAAGCCAAAGCGUGAUAUUUUGAAGGCUUAGAAAUGCGACUAAAUCCGACAAGGGGGGGAUGAGAGUAAGCGAAUCGGACACUUGGCUAGCGAAGAUGCCGUAUGUCAUGCAUGUGAGACUUUCUUUUUCAAGAAAGAAAAGAUGUUUUGUUUUAUAAUGUUUUCCUCUUUUUGAUUUGAUGUUACAGUGUAUUACUCACAUGUGUUAAGUUUAUUUGCUGUCUAUGCCUCGCCGGGAUUGAUCACUUGUUCGCUAUCUUCACCUUUUCAUCAACCCAAUAUAUAACCGUAAAUAGUCAGUAACAAACCUAUUUUAAAAGUGAUUUAUUUUCUCAAGGACAUUAUGUGAUAAGAAGUCAAAAUACUUAUUCACAAGAACUGAUAAUCAAUGACCUAUUCAAUCUCAGAGUUACUCAAUAUUAAACUCUCUCCUCUCUCUCUCUCUCUCUCUCUCUCUCUCUCUCUCUCUCUCUCUCUUAAUUUUGAGUAAUUCAGAGGUUUGAACGAUAUAUAUGUAUAUGCACAUGUAUUAAAAAUAUCACAAAGCUGAUUGAAUGUACUCAAUGAUGUGUUUGCUAGUGUUAUUUGUGGAGCUUAAUAUUGACAAUGAAAGUAUAGUAACACUCUAAGAAUUCUCACAUACAAGCCAAUGUUUGAAUUUUG
Messenger RNA from Ostrea edulis (European flat oyster), 1710 nucleotides. Its product is annotated as nicotinamide riboside kinase 1-like. The coding region runs from base 321 to 926 and encodes 201 amino acids. Gene Ontology annotation, cellular component: cytoplasm. The record is from RefSeq and is a predicted model, not a curated record. NCBI's taxonomy places the organism in Eukaryota, Metazoa, Mollusca, Bivalvia, Ostreida, Ostreidae. The transcript is spliced from 7 exons.